AUGCAGUCCAUCAACAACACCCAACCAGUUCAAUCCUUCACCAUCACUCAGGCCUUCCUGGGUGCCCCCCUUCAAUUUACUCCCGCACUUGGCUCGAAGGAGUUGGAGCAAUUGGUCGACGUCUACGUCCUCGGCAACGGCUCCAAGGCUGAGAAGCUUUCUGAAGUCACCAUUGACUUCUACAAUAAUGCCAUUGUUGAUCUAACCAAUGGUGCCUUGGUUCGCACUUACCAUGUGUUCCCGCUUUGGGAUGCUUUGGAGCAGUCACCAACCGAGUCUUACUCAUCUGGCUUCAGUCCAGCAUUCUACACACCCUCGCCAGCAUCCUCAGCUAUGGUGAGCGAUUUUGGAUCUGGGUCUAUCUCGGUUGGAGGCAUAACCCAUUCUUCGCGAAAGUCGACUGGCCGAGUGUCCAAGAAGGCUUCGAGCAAGAAGGAAACCAAGAAGGCAGCCGAAGUGCGUCUCCCGGGAUUCUCAAUCAUGACCAAGGACGGGGUCGAUGUUACCUCAACCGCCGGUCGGGGCACCAAAACCAAGGAGCAGAGAGAGCAUGCCCAUCUCAUGCGCAUCAUGAAGGCUUGUGAUGCGUGCAAGAAGAAGAAGAUCCGAUGUGAUCCAUCUCACCGCCGCGCAGCUGAACCAUCACGAUCAUCAACUGUUUCCACAAGCACUAGUAAUAGCAGCUCAUCAGGAUCCAAAAAUAGUCCUUCAAGCGGAAGCACGAGUGGUAGUGGUGGUCCUUCAUUCUCUACAUCAAUCUCAACCCCUUCAUCCUCACAGCAAGCGACCCCACCAUCAUUUGAGACAACACCGUCAUUUAACACAAUCGACGAUUUCGUUCUCUUCCCCGAAGAUAAUGUCGCAUGGAACGAUUUUGACUUGGGGCCUGUCGAGGAAACAGACCUGAGCCACUUCAACUUCGACAUUAAUGGAUUGGCCGAUUACCCACCAAUGGCCGCUCCAUAUUUCAGUCCUUGGUACUCGAGCGCUGAAGCACAAUCCGCAUUCGACGUGUCUGAUCAAUGUGGUCAAUGGAGUCCACAAUUGCAGAUCCAACCAUUAGACAGCUCGCACAUGGAACGAGCACGUGGUAGUACCGUGAAUGACUUCUCGCCCUCGCCACUCGAUGUGUUGAAUCCGUCUAGCCAGGCAGGCUCCCGUCUACAAGGGGUCAUGCCGAACGCCCUGGCGGUACUCGAUUCAUCAGAUGAUUCGCGGCAAUCGAGCCAGAAACCGCAGAGCUACAGACUAGACAGCUCACAAUCCAGCGGAUCGCUGGACAGAAAUUCUGACCGCUUCCUACAACCGACACUCGAUCAAACGAGACAACUGAGUGAACACAUAGAAUCCUAUGGCUCCGAGGGCUCAAGCAUGAAUCAAACCCAACUGAGCCGAGAUGGCUCACCUCAAUCCGCUGGCUAUGCCUCGGAUGGUUUGAAACCUCUCGCUGGAACUCAAGAGCAGUUGGACAGUCAAUCAAGAUUGAAUCGACAGUUACCGAGUCGCUGGAACGCAACUCAAUUACAAUCAGAUCAACAAUCACUGACGCACACAGAAUGA
Molecule: messenger RNA, 1560 nt
Organism: Glarea lozoyensis ATCC 20868
Lineage: Eukaryota; Fungi; Ascomycota; Leotiomycetes; Helotiales; Helotiaceae
Exons: 4
Coding region: 1-1560 (519 amino acids)
Biological process (GO): regulation of DNA-templated transcription
Molecular function (GO): zinc ion binding; DNA-binding transcription factor activity, RNA polymerase II-specific
Source: RefSeq, a predicted model, not a curated record